Ambispora gerdemannii is the source of this 672-nucleotide messenger RNA. NCBI's taxonomy places the organism in Eukaryota, Fungi, Glomeromycota, Glomeromycetes, Archaeosporales, Ambisporaceae. The record is from the annotation of a GenBank genome assembly.
AUGGGCUUAGCGGUUAUCAGAAUUAAAGAAGAAAACAAAGAAAAAAUAUUACCGCAAUAUUUGUUGGCUGUUCUCCAAGCACCAAAUUUAGAGAAAUUCUUUAUUGAUAGUAGUCUUUCUGAGGAUGUUAUGGAAAAUUUACGAGUAGAUCAUUUAAAAGAAAUCCCGAUACCCAUUGUUUCGCUAGCAGAGCAAGAAAAGAUCAAGAAGAUUAGUGAUGUUUGCUUAGUUAAUCCUUCCAAGUCGGAAACGAAAGAUAAAAAGGAUAUUGAAGUUUCUUUUUUAUCAAUGGAAGAUAUUGAGGAAUACUCUCUAUAUGUUUAUCCUCAACAAACAAAGAAAAUAGAAGAGGUUUAUCGAGGUUAUACUUACUUCCAAGAAAAUGAUUUACUGAUUGCUAAGAUUACUCCAUGCUUUGAAAAUGGAAAAAUGAGUAUUGUUAAAAACCUAGUAAAUGGAAUUGAAGAAGGCAAGUCAGUUAUGACAGGUUCAGUAGGUCAUCAGAGAAUUAGUGCUGAUUUUAUCGAUAUUUACCCUAUUCCAAUUCCUUCUCUAGAAAUUCAAAAAGAACUUAUUAGCGAGUUAAAAUGCGAUGAAAAAGAUAAGGAAAACCAAAAAGAAUUUAUUCAUCAUCAAGAAAAGAAAAAAGAAAGAUUUUUAAAAAGUCUCUGA